AUGGGUCGCAACUGGGUUCCUUUUGUGGGCUCAAGAGAACUUGGUGGAAGUCUGCUUGCCCUGUACAAGUAUAAUGCCAACGCUACCAAUUUCUGGAUGACUGUGCCAUACAAUUCAGUUGAUGCCACAUAUGAAGUGAUCAGUUCUUCAGGCAUCAGAAGCAGACUUGACUUGACCUUGAAGGAUAUUGGGACCAUGGUUGUGGUGGCUGACUUCUCCCUGUCCUGCAGUUUCCCUACAAAGAUGAUUGAUUGCUUCACCAAUGGAACUAUGGCAGCUCUUGCUGUGAAAGUGGAAUCUGUCCCCAGCUUGUCUCCAAGUCAACUAACUCUAAGGGAUCCUAGUUGCCGGCCUCUUCAGUCUGAUGCUAUCAAUGCAGUUUUCUACUUCAAUGUCAACUCCUGUGGCACCACUAGAAGGUUUGACAACAACCUCCUGACUUAUGAGAAUGAAGUGCUGUUCACAUCUUACCGGUUGAGAGUUGCCUGUCACUAUCUGGUCAAUGACACCAAGGUAGUACAGUUCUUGUACCAGAAUAAUCCUGCACCUGUAGUCCAGCCUGGCUUGGGGGACCUUGCAGUCAUCAUGCGGCUUGCAUUGGAUUCAACCUACAAUGACUUCUAUGGCGCUCGGGAUUACCCUGUUGUGAAGUACUUGCGAAGACCCUUGUAUUUUGAGGUAGAGCUCCUGUACAGCAGGGAUCCACAGGCUGAAUUGUUUUUGGAGAACUGCUGGGCAACCUAUUCUGUUGACAGGAAUAGCUCUCCAAAGUGGGAUGUUGUUGUGAAAUGGAGUUGUGGUUGA
Molecule: messenger RNA, 804 nt
Organism: Acipenser ruthenus (sterlet)
Lineage: Eukaryota; Metazoa; Chordata; Actinopteri; Acipenseriformes; Acipenseridae
Product: zona pellucida sperm-binding protein 4-like
Exons: 7
Coding region: 1-804 (267 amino acids)
Source: RefSeq, a predicted model, not a curated record